Messenger RNA from Argentina anserina (silverweed cinquefoil), 1101 nucleotides. Its product is annotated as glycolipid transfer protein 1-like. Gene Ontology annotation, biological process: ceramide transport; intermembrane lipid transfer. The transcript is spliced from 8 exons. Gene Ontology annotation, molecular function: ceramide 1-phosphate binding; ceramide 1-phosphate transfer activity. The record is from RefSeq and is a predicted model, not a curated record. NCBI's taxonomy places the organism in Eukaryota, Viridiplantae, Streptophyta, Magnoliopsida, Rosales, Rosaceae. Gene Ontology annotation, cellular component: membrane; cytoplasm; cytosol. The coding region runs from base 167 to 775 and encodes 202 amino acids.
UCAUAACAGUCGUAGUUUCCUUCACCUUCUUGGCUUCUUCUCUUCUGCUUUUAAACUUCAAAUGCCUUGUUCAACCUCCACAGAUUCCGAUUCUGGCAACAGCUUGUAAGAUCCUCUAUACUCAGAUCCAACCAAUCCAACAACAACUUCAAUUGAAUCCAAAAGGAUGGAGGGGACUGUGUUCGCUCCGGCUCUGGAAGGAAUGAAGAGUGUGAAAUCAGCCGACGGCGAAAUGCUCACCAAGCCCUUCUUGGAUGUCUGCAAGCACAUUUUGCCUGUUAUAGAGAAGUUUGGAGCUGCUAUGACUCUUGUUAAAUCGGAUGUCGGUGGUAAUAUAACGAGGUUGGAAAACAAAUAUCUCACCAAUCCUGCCGAGUUCAACCUCUUGUACAGUUUGGUACGGGUUGAGGUUGAAGCCAAGACGGCAAAAGCGUCGUCCAGCUGCACCAAUGGUCUGUUGUGGUUGACGAGAGCAAUGGACUUCUUGUUAGAGUUGUUCCGGAACUUACUGGAGCAUCAAGAUUGGACAAUGUCACAGGCUUGUUCAGAUUCCUAUGCCAAGACCUUGAAACAAUGGCAUGGAUGGCUUGCUAGUUCAAGUUUCAGUGUUGCCAUGAAGCUUGCUCCUGACAGGAAGAAGUUCAUGGAUGUGAUCGGAGGCAAUGGUGAUAUCAUGGCUGAUAUAGAAAAAUUUUGCACCAACUUCUCUCCCCUGCUUCAAGAGAAUCACAAGAUUUUGGCUAGUGUUGGCCUGGAUGAUAUGAAGGCUUCAUAAUCACAAAGGUAAACUGAUGAGUAGAGGCUUAUCCAUUCAUACCCCAUGCCUCCAGUUCAGCUUAAAAUCAUGACCUUGUGACCUAGCCAAAACCGUCUCAACUUAAAGCAUGGAAAAUAAUGUGCGAGUUUUUCCUACACUUCAUAUAUUUAUGUGCUUAGUUCAAUGUCAAAUGUCCAAUUAUCCCUUACUUAUAAUUGGUUAAGUUUCCUUUUUCAAACAUUUUAUACUUGGUAAUCACAGAGCCUUCAAUCAUUUGGUUUUGUAUGCUAAAUUGUGUGUCCCUUGUGCGAUGACGAUUGGUUUUUGAGUGCUCAUUUUAAAUU